This is a messenger RNA of Monomorium pharaonis (pharaoh ant), 2288 nucleotides long. RefSeq names its product WD repeat-containing protein 43. The record is from RefSeq and is a predicted model, not a curated record. Gene Ontology annotation, biological process: maturation of SSU-rRNA from tricistronic rRNA transcript (SSU-rRNA, 5.8S rRNA, LSU-rRNA). The transcript is spliced from 7 exons. Gene Ontology annotation, cellular component: nucleolus. Lineage: Eukaryota; Metazoa; Arthropoda; Insecta; Hymenoptera; Formicidae. The coding region runs from base 110 to 1999 and encodes 629 amino acids. Gene Ontology annotation, molecular function: protein binding.
AGGUUAGAUUAAGGUUAGGUUAGGUUUAAGGAAGGAUAUACGCGUUUUUCACGUAGCAAGUAGCAAAUGAAAAUUACAGCAAUUUCUAGCGUAUGUUUAUCGAAGUAGAAUGGCGAGCAUUGGACGUUCCGCUUUCUCUCAGGAUGGUCAAUAUUACGCGUAUUGCGGCAAUGACGGCAAGUUGAAGAUUUGGGAGACCGCGAGCGGCCGAUUGAAGCACGAGUACACUUCUAAUCGGCAUUUAUCGUCACCCUGUAGUGUCAUAGGAUGGAUCUCCGUGAACCCGCAAUCAACGCCGUCGGGCAACAUAUCGCCAUUGCCAAAGAAGAGACGCAGAAGAAAAUCAAUUUUGGAAGAGAUUGAUCGCAAAGCUGUCGUGGCAAUGGGUUUGAGCAAUGGAAAAGUCACUUUGUAUGAUGUAGUGACAGCAUCUGUCAGCACUACGUUAGAGAAUGGUCAUUCCUCCGCUAUCACAGCGAUUGCUUGGUCAACAGGCUCCGGAUUGAUUACAGCUGCUAACGAUUAUCAUAUAGUACAAUGGAAUAUUCAGGAGAAUGGGAUCAAAUGCAAAUGGAAGUCUGGCAAGGCAAAAGUUACAGCCCUAGCAAUUCUAACUAAUGGAAAAUGUUUGCUAUCUGCAGAAAGAAUAAUUAAAUGGUGGGAUUUGGCAACCAAACAAUUGAUUCGCACAUUUACUGGACAUGCCAAUCAUGUCAAUUUUCUUCAGCCUGUACAAGUAGACAACAUAGUCAGUUAUGUAAUUAGCAGUGGCUGUAUGGAUAAUCAUCUUUCUGUAUGGGCAUUGGAUAAAGUAAAUAAAAAUGAUAAAACACCGAUAGCAACCCUAGCCUUACAAGAUGAAGCUACAUCCAUCUCGAUACUUGUUGUGGAAGAAUUGCAAGUUGUCAUAUUGGUUACUACUCAAUCGGGUCAAGCACAGUUAUUUAAAUAUCAGCCAAAUGGUCAUAUCAAACCAUUAAAAUCAUGUCUUAAUAUUGCGGUAGCGGCAGAUGUCAGUCAGAAGGAGGCUAUUCAACAGAUCCCAAUUUUAGCAGGUCACUUAACUGAAGAUGAAAAACUGUUAUUGGUAUAUGGUAGUUAUCUAAACUUGACAUUCGAGAAAGUUAUGCCCGAUUUUUCGGACAAAGUGCAAUGUUUAAUCAGAUCAGAAAGAUUGGAUACAAAAAAAUCAAAAGAAAGAAAAGAAGAAACAAUUUCUAAAAUAAAACCUACUGCGAUAGAAGAAAAUGUUGAAUAUCUUGUACCAGGAGUAGGAGUUUCAGCACAAAAAAGAAAUAGGACUAUUUCAGGUUCUCAAUUACUUUUAAAAGAUAGAUUGGAAAAUCUUAGUUUAAAUGCAGACGUGAAUACUACAGGAAGGAUAUCAACGAAAGGUGCUAAUAUGACACAAUUACUGAUGCAAGCGUUAAAUAGUAAAGAUAAAACUAUUUUAACGACGGUGUUGUUUACAAAAAAUGAAACUGUAAUACGUAAUACCAUCACAAGAUUACCAGUGCAAGCAAUUACGCCAUUGCUCAAAGAAUUAACCAUUAUGUUGCAAGGCAAAACAUAUGCGAGUAAAAUUGCAGUUAUGUGGUUGCAAACUUUGAUAAUGAUUCAUGCAGCACACUUGAUGUCACGACCAGAUAUCACAGAGAUACUCAGCCCUAUUCUAAGUUUUGUCGACGCAAAAUUAACGCUUCUAACAGCUGUACAAAGAUUAAAAGGCAGAGUUUCUCUUAUAACAGGGCAAAUAUCUCAGGCUACUCAAGAAAGCAACAAAGAUAUUACAGAGAACAGCUUGCUUGUUUAUCAAGAUCCAGAUUCAUCGGAUGAAGGUGCUGAAAAAGAUGAUAUUGAUUUAAGUAGCGAAUCUGAUGACAAUUGGGAAGAGAUGUCAGAUGAAGAUGUUCAAGAUGAGCAAGGUGAAGAGGAUAACAGAAGCAUCAAAUUUGAAGACGAUGACGAUGUGAACGAUAAUGAUUCCAUACACAGCUGAAAUUAAUCGAGUUGUAAAAAUUGUAAUUAAUUACUACAAUGGAACCAUUCUUGAUGAAAGACGGAUGUAACAAAGAUGGUACUGUAUAAAGUAAUGCCUUUUUCUUGACACAUUUAUUUUCAUCAUUACGUGAGGACUUGGAAGAGAAAUUUGGAAGAAAAGCUAAAUAUGUCAUGCUUUAAUAAAACUGUCAUGAAAGAGCUAAUAUGUUUUUGUCGCUCGAUGAUCUUCCUUGUAUAUCCAAUAUUUUUCAAGAAAAAUAUAUCAAUUUAUGAUUAUAUAUGGCUAA